AAAACUACACUUGCUGCUGUUAAAUAUUGUAACCGCUUGAAAUAUGAUAUCAAAAUUGAAUUUUCAAACUCAAAAUUUGCAAAUUCAAAGGCUAGAAAAGUGAGCUGCUGUUAACUAUUUAAACCGCUUGAAAUAUGAUAUUCAAAUUGAGUUUUCAAACCUGUAAACCCUGUAUACAUAUUUUCUAUAAAAAGUGAGGUUAGUUUCUCCCAUCACCCUUGACAAAUAUUUUGUAUACGUAAACGAUGAUGAUAAUGAAGAUUGCUGGACACGUGCUGCGACGACACAGAACUUGGGGGAGUAUUAGGCUGGUCCAUCAACGACUCCUCGCCAGCUUUGACUUUGAUCACACGAUUCUCAAUGGCGAUUGCUAUGAGACAAUCGAAUCAUUUUUGGAUCCGCGUUACAAUCGCGACGAGUUGCACUCGCUGAAAGCGCAAUUCGGCUGGAUGACGUACAUCGAAUGCCUGCUAGGAAUACUGCAAGAGCAAGGAGUGCGGGUCGAGGAGAUAACGGAAAGUGUGCGAAAGUUGCGAACGAUGCCGGGCAUGGAAUGUUUGCUGCGACGACUGGAGAAGCGACCGGAAACGGAUCUGUGCAUUAUCAGCGAUGCGAAUAGUUAUUUUAUUCGACAGUGUCUCGAGGCGAAUGAUUUAAGUGAUAUUUUUCCCCCUUCACGCAUCUUUACGAACACAGCGAACGUGUUGGAAAAUGGGGAAUUGCAAUUGGCGCCGUAUGAGGAGCAAUCGCAUUGCGAUCGCUGUCCUGCCAACUUGUGCAAAGGCGGCAUAAUGGCUGCCCUGAUGCAGUGUGACCAGCCGCAGCAAAGUUACGAUCGCAUUGUUUACUGCGGCGACGGUUGCAACGAUUUGUGUCCCAUGCUCCAGUUGCGUCCGCAGGAUUUCGCUUGCAUUCGGCAUGGCGAGGAGCUGCACGAUCGAUUGUCCGUCCAUGGGGGGGAGAUUCAGGCUCAUGUGUUGAUCUGGCGGGAUGGCGAUGAUCUGCAGCAGCAACUAGAAAAAGCUGGCUGCUUUGAAUCCACUUUCACUUCAUCUUCAUUCUCAACAUCAUCUUCAUCCUCUUCGUUGUAGUUGCACACAGAGCAAUCAAAAUUUGUUGGUAAGGCAAAAUUAUUAAUGCUGCUUGUUUAUUUUCGACUUAUUCUGCGUAAAUAUAUAUAUGUAUAUAUAUAUACUAUAA
Messenger RNA from Drosophila nasuta, 1200 nucleotides. RefSeq lists its product as uncharacterized. The record is from RefSeq and is a predicted model, not a curated record. The transcript is spliced from 2 exons. Lineage: Eukaryota; Metazoa; Arthropoda; Insecta; Diptera; Drosophilidae. Gene Ontology annotation, molecular function: phosphatase activity. Bases 246 to 1091 code for a protein of 281 amino acids.